GCACACAACAACCAGAGGGAGAACUCAACAAAAAAAAAACAAUUUGUAAGAGUCAAUGAAACUCAAUUGAAAUCAAAAAUCACAUCACCAUUUUUGAGCGGGUCCUCCAUAUUUCAAAAUCUUAUUUUUCACUCAACUAAACCUUAAAGAUGUUAGUUACUAUUUGCUCAAACCCUAGAUUUUUCCCCAUUUCACAGGAAUGAAGAGCUUGAGGUUCUGGUUCAAUUUUCUAAAUUAGGGUUUUAGUUUUCGAGUGAAGAGAAAGGAAUUUUGAAGAUUGUAUCGCAAUGCAGAGCUCAUCGUCAAGCUCAGUAGUAGCAGCACAGCCAGAUGCUAUAUUAGAGUGGCUACAAAAGGAAAUGGGGUAUAGGCCGUUAGGGCCGUACAAUGCUUCUACUAACAAAUCUCAAUUGCCUUCGAUUGACGCAAUUCGCAAGGUUUGUCGUGGGAAUAUGAUACCCAUUUGGAGUUUUUUGAUAAAGAGGGUCAAAUCUGAGAAAACUGUGGAGAGUAUUAGGAAGAAUAUAAUGGUUCAUGGUAGUAGUGGUGGUGAUGGUGAGAGUGGCAAUUUGGUGAAUUUGGGGAAGGAGGGGGUUGGUAAUAGGAGUAAAGGAGGGAGAAGGAAGGAGAAGCUUGCCGUGGCGGUUGGAGAUAGUUUGAGUUCGAGCGGGGGAGUAGAGAGUAGGGAGGUUGCUGUACAAGAGAGAGAAUUGGCUGCUAAGGAAGUUGAGAGGCUGAGGAAUGUUGUUAGGAGGCAAAGGAGAGAUUUGCGAGCUAGAAUGAUGGAGGUUUCUAGAGAAGAGGCCGAGAGAAAGAGAAUGCUCGAUGAGCGCGCCAAGAACAGGCAUAAACAGGUUAUGUUGGAGGCCUACGAUCAGCAAUGUGAUGAGGCAACAAAAAUAUUUGCAGAGUAUCAUAAACGUCUUUGCCACUAUGUUAAUCAAGCAAGAGAUGCUCAAAGGUCAAGUCUUGACUCAUCUGUUGAAGUACCUUGCAGCUUUACUGCAAACAGUGAGAAGGAGGCUGUCUACUCAACUGUGAAGGGUUCUAAAUCUGCGGAUGAUGUUAUUCUUAUUGAAACCACUAGGGAAAGAAACAUCCGGAAGGCAUGUGAAUCUCUUGCAUGUUAUAUGAUUGAGAGAAUACGCAACUCUUUUCCAGCCUAUGAAGGAAGUGGCAUUCAUUUGAAUCCUCAACUUGAAGCAGCUAAGUUGGGCAUUGAUUUUGAUGGGGAAGUACCUGAUGAGGUUAGAGCUGUCAUUGUAAGUUGUUUGAAGAAUCCUCCUCUAUUACUUCAGGCAAUUACCACAUACACUCUACGAUUGAAAACUAUCAUUUCUAGAGAAAUAGAGAAAAUUGAUGUUAGAGCCGAUGCAGAAACCUUAAGAUACAAGUAUGAGAAUAACCGAGUAAUGGAUAUUUCUUCUCCUGACGCGAGCUCACCAUUAAAUUAUCAACUUUAUGGCAAUGGAAAGAUUGGGACAGACAUGCCCUCUAAAGGAACUCAAAACCAACUUCUUGAACGACAGAAAGCUCAUGUUCAACAAUUUUUAGCUACUGAAGAUGCAAUCAACAAAUCUACAGAAGCCAGGGAUAUAUGUCAAAAACUCAUAAAACGCUUGCAUGGAAGUGGUGAUGUACUUACAUCGCACUCACUUGGUGUUGGAGGCACGUCACAAAAUAUGGGCAGUCUCGGGCAAUUCGAGUUGGAGGUUUGGGCCAAGGAGAGAGAAGUUUCUGGACUGAGGGCAAGCUUGAAUACCUUGAUGUCUGAAAUCCAACGGCUGAACAAAUUAUGUGCAGAAAGGAAAGAGGCUGAAGAUUCUUUGAGAAAGAAGUGGAAGAAAAUUGAAGAGUUUGAUGCACGUAGAUCUGAGCUUGAAGCUGUUUAUACUGCUUUACUGAAGGCUAACAUGGAUGCAGCAGCAUUUUGGAGUCAACAACCGUUGGCUGCAAGAGAAUAUGCAUCAAGUACUAUCAUUCCAGCAUGCACUGUGGUUGCAGACAUUGCAAACAAUACGAAAGAUCUUAUUGAUAAAGAAGUUAAUGCCUUCUCCCAGAGUCCUGAUAAUAGCCUGUACAUGCUUCCUUCAACUCCUCAGGCGCUUUUGGAGUCCAUGGGCUCUACUGCAUCUACAGGACCUGAAGCUGUUGCUGCUGCUGAAAAAAAUGCUGCUCUAUUGACAGCAAGAGCUGGUGCUAGGGAUCCAUCGGCAAUUCCAUCUAUAUGCCGUGUAUCUGCAGCCUUUCAGUAUCCUGACGGUCUGGAGGGUUCUGAUGCAGGUUUAGCAUCAGUGCUGGAGUCACUAGAAUUCUGUUUAAAACUCCGCGGCUCUGAGGCUAGCAUAUUGGAGGACUUGGCCAAGGCAAUCAAUCUUGUGCAUAUUCGACAGGAUCUUGUUGAAAGUGGCCAUGCAUUGCUGAGUCAUGCAUACCGCUCUCAACAAGAAUAUGAAAGGACUACAAAGUAUUGUCUGAAUUUGGCGUCUGAGCAUGAGAAAAUUGUCUCAGAUAAAUGGUUGCCUGAACUGAAAACAGCAGUUUUGAAUGCUGAGAAGUGCUUUGAAGAUUGCAAAUACGUGAGGGGUCUGCUCGAUGAGUGGUGGGAGCAACCGGCAUCUACUGUUGUGGACUGGAUAACUGUUGAUGGGCAAAAUGUUGCUGCUUGGCAUAAUCAUGUCAAGCAACUUCUUGCAUAUUAUGAUAAAGAAUUCUUGUGAAUAAAGAAGAUACAUGAAAUUGUUCUGCAGAAUUAGCCUUUACAUUUUGCCACGGUUUUGCUGUGAUUCGAAAGUGCACUUGAGAACUGAUGUCCUGUUAUCAAAUGGUCAAUGCAAGAGAAGACAUCUUUGAGGGUAUUUUUCUACUCAGUGUGCAAGUUGAAAGGCGAUCGAUAUAUUUUUCACAUAAGUUAAGGCACCACACAGUUCAUCGAGCUGCAAAUGGAUAUGAUUGUUAGAUCUUCCACUUGGGAUGCAGGUCGAGGUAUCAUCCAUCGGUUCAGAAGGUAGUUGAGUUGAGGACCUGAGGUAAUCAAAAUUGAUUAAUUGUAUCCUCUAAUUUUGUACAGAAUGGAUCUCUUAAUGUAUCAUAGGUUCUUUGUUGUUCUUGUAUUGCGGGUGGGUUUCUUAUGCAGUUCUGUUACAUGUUUGAGGCUUUUGAAUAAUGCCAUUAGAAGAAUUGUAAUGUAGCAAAUCUGUAUUUGCAGCUUAUUCUGCAUCAUCUGGACAGUGUAUUUUACUUUAACAUUUUAAUAUUUCAUUUUUGCUUUUGGAAUAUAAUAAUAAGAUAUUUAAUUCUAA
Molecule: messenger RNA, 3302 nt
Organism: Mercurialis annua (annual mercury)
Lineage: Eukaryota; Viridiplantae; Streptophyta; Magnoliopsida; Malpighiales; Euphorbiaceae
Product: AUGMIN subunit 5
Exons: 10
Coding region: 288-2720 (810 amino acids)
Biological process (GO): spindle assembly
Cellular component (GO): HAUS complex; spindle microtubule
Source: RefSeq, a predicted model, not a curated record